GUUCAGCAUGUUGUAUGGUUUCUGGCUUAUAAGUACAUGUAUAUUUUAAAUUUUGUCUGGAGCCAUGUUUCAGGGUAUCAUUCGACACAACACCUCAUCCCUUUAAUGCUGCUGGAACUACAGGUACCAAGAUGCACUACGGCAGUCGUAGUUGCAGAGGCAGGACAUGUUAAGGCAAGCUGCUUGAGACAGUCAAUCAGAACUUAGGAUCAGCGCUACCGCAAAGGUUGGACCAUGGACCAGGACAACACCUCCGAGGAUGAGUCCAUGGGUCCAUCAGAGGAUGAAUCCAGUCAAUCCAGAUUUCCUCUAGAACUCUCGGACUCGGAGGCAGUAGAGGUGCUGUGGCAGGUGCGUGCCCAGCGGCGGCAGAACAACCCGGUGCUGCCCGACACGGUGACCCGGCUCACCACGCCCGAGGGCUGUGUCGUCUACCUGGUGGGCACCGCCCACUUCAGUGACAGCAGCAAGAACGAUGUGGCCACGACAAUCCGUGCGGUGCAGCCAGACGUGGUGGUGGUGGAGCUGUGUCAGUACCGCGUGUCCAUGCUCAAGAUGGACGAGAAGACGCUGCUCAAGGAGGCCAAGGACAUCAACCUGGAGAAGGUGCAGCAGGCCAUCAAACAGAACGGUGUGAUGUCGGGGUUGAUGCAGAUUCUGCUGCUGAAAGUGUCGGCCCACAUCACAGAGCAGCUGGGCAUGGCACCGGGAGGAGAAUUCAGAGAAGCUUUCAAGGAGGCAGGCAAAGUGCCCUUCUGCAAGUUCCACCUGGGCGACCGGCCCAUCCCUGUAACCUUCAAACGUGCCAUAGCCGCCCUCAGCAUGUGGCAGAAAGCCCGGCUGGCCUGGGGUCUCUGUUUCCUCUCUGAUCCCAUCAGCAAAGAGGAUGUGGAGAAGUGCAAGCAGAAGGACCUGCUGGAGCAGACCAUGUCGGAGAUGAUCGGCGAGUUCCCGGCUCUGCACCGCACCAUUGUGGCCGAGCGAGACAUCUACCUCACGCACACCCUCCGCCAGGCAGCCCGCUGUGUGGAGGCUCCCUCCAACAACCAGAAAGUGCCUGCAGUUGUGGUUGGUGUAGUGGGCAUCGGCCAUGUUCCCGGAAUCGAGAAGAACUGGGACGAAGAACUCAACAUCCAGGAGAUCAUGAGUGUGGCGCCUCCGUCUCGUUUCGGCUGGGUUUUCCGCACCAUGCUGAAAGGGGUGGUGAUCGGCAUGCUGGGAUACGCCUGCUAUCGGGCAGGAGGGGGCGUCGGCCGAGCCGUCCUCUCCAUGCCUGCCGUCCAAUCGCUGCUUGAGAACAUCCGACCUCCGGCUGCUGCCUGACCCCACCCCGCACCCCUCCUCAUUCUACAAAAACAACACCCAACCCUUCCUUCUUUUCUCUCAGCCACCCACCCACCCAACCAACCAGGACAAGACAAGACAUUUCCACAUACACCGAUAGCCUUAAAGAAUGGAAAUGGGCUGGGGAGGCACAACACAACAACAGCUCUGGAAAUCAAUGGGCUUAGGCUACGGCCCCUCCCCCCAUGGCAACCCCUCUGAUCUCCAGCCCCUUCCAGACUUAAGUCUGCACACAGGUGCAGACAUGUACUGCCAAAGAACCAAAACAGUACUACUUUUUUAAUUUUUAAUUUUAUUUUAUUGUUCCUCACUCUCUUGUUCCAAAACAUCACAUAAGAAUAUUGGCUGAUGGGGUUUUAAAGUGACGGCUACAUUGAGAUACAUCUGAUGGGUAGUAGCACAAAGACCUCUUGCCUAACUUUCAAACUGGAAAGUACCAGUUUAGCUGGACCGAACGUCAGUUUUCUGGUUGCCCAUUUUGUGAUUAUUGCCAUUUAUUAAGUAGUAUCGCCCUCCUCUUUCUUCUGAUUUGUUUUUUUUGUGUUAUUUUCAUCCCUAAAAUCUGUAGAAUUUUGCCAAAUUGGUAUAAACUUCAACUUUGGUGGUUGUCUCAUCCAGUUGCAGGUGCGGAAGUCAACUGCUGCCCUCAUACGGUCAGGUACUGGCCAUUUUUCAUGUAGGUGACCAAAGUCUUUGUGUGUUUUAUGUUUCUGUCUCUCUCUCUCUCUCUGAAGCAUUUUUUAAUUGUUUUUUAUUUUGAUGGUGUGAGGAAAGAGUGCUUUUCUUCAUCUGGAUAGCAUUCCAACCUCUGGGCCGAACUUAUCUUACUUGUCAUAUUUCCACCCUGCAGAGUUUAGCAAUUAAAACCCUUUUUGUUUCUAAAGGACCUUUGUUAGCAACGGGUUAGCAACAGUUUGUGUAAAUCGUAGUAGGUAGGUAUAAGUGCCUCCUGACGAUCAUAUUAUGCACCCCAAGGAUUUAAAGUGUCUAAGAUUGUGUUCGGAUGAUUGCCUAUUGUGACGAAUGCAAGGGUGUAUGAUUGUUAUUUUGAUGCAUUCAAAUGCAACAGAGAAGUGUCUGCCAUUUUAAGUGUUGUGGCCGCAUUGUAUGUAAUGCUGGCGAUUGAAAUCCCGGCAAGGAAUCCCAGACACAUCUGUUUGAUGGUUAUGCUCUUUAUCUCAAACGUGUUCUCGCACAGGGGGGUGAAAUCUCUUCCUGCGCUGGGCAAAACCAUUUCCGAUGAACUAAUAUCAUUUCGCCACUUAAAAGAUGUGCUCACUAUUACUCUGUACUUAGUACUUUGUACUGAGGAACUACAUUCAGGAAUGAAAAAGAAAUCAACCAAAAAAAAAACAAAGAGAAACGGUUCCUGAAUCUGGACCAUUUGUGGUAAACUGCCACAAUGUUAUAUUUAUGGCUUGCUCUAUUCAUCCAUGCUUUACUGCUUUUACGGUUUUGUUUUGCGUUACGUUAAUGAAGGGGAUGGUGGAUGUGAAUGUUAGAUGGUGGAGUGGAUGACUGUACCAGAUCUGGACCAUAGCAGGACCAGGUCCAUUUUCAGAUCGAUUUUGAUGGUUUAAAAAAAUGCACCUCAGAUUACUGUGCUUUUCCACUUUGCACAAUUUAGACCAUCCUUCAAGAGUAAAACUGAAGUGUGCUCAACAUCUCUGCUUCAGAUUGGUGAUGCAAGCAUUACUUAUUUUCCCUACAAAGACAAUGGCCCAGGCAAAGCUAACUUGAUUGAUUCCUGGGGUGCAUUUCUCGAAAGCUACGUUGUUAGCCUGUUAGCAACUUGGGUAGUUGCCAAUGGGAAAUUGUAUUGCAAACAACAAAGUAACUAACAUAGAAAGAAACUAUCAUUUCAAGAAAUGCACCCCUGAUCUCUGAAAUCUCAAAAUGUAUUAUCAGGUCAGAUGUGUGUUACAGUUUCUAUGAACUGUUUAUUUGAAUGAGUGAAAUAACACACUUGAGAUUGUAGCCGCUAUGUACAUAACAAAGUAUCAAGUUGAAUCUUUUGCGAUUCUGAAAAAUGAGAGAUUAUUUAGAAUGCAUGUCUUGUCUUUAAUGCUGUACUUGGCAUGAAGGGGUGUACUACGACCUGUAGAAUCUUGAUGUUUGGGAUGGGGAUAGUGGAUGUUAAGUCAAGCCAGCCAUGGUACAAAUCGAGCGUGCGUUUCUCAAAAUCAUAUUUGCUUGCCAGUUAGCAACUUAGGUAGUUGCCAAUGGUAAAGUUCAUUGUAACCAGCAAAGUAGCUAACAUGGGUAGCAGCUAUGGUUUUGAGAAAUGCACCCCUGACCUGGGUUUGAGGUAGACCCUGGCCAGGUCAGGGCCAGACCUGUCCCUGAUGGAAAUCCUUGUAGGGUAUGAUAUUGCCGCCCUGGCAUCCUGCAAUGGCCACAGACUGAUGGUUGGGGGUGUAGUGUUUUGGUAUGGUGAAAAAAAGCCUUAUUCAGUAUACAUUGCUGCCUUUUUAGACAUGUAGGUUGCUUCCAUAUUGGCCUUGGCUUGUUCGUCUCUUUUGCUCUUGUGUAUCUGUACGUGUAUGUGUGUGUGAGAGUAUGUGUGGAACACUGGGUUGAAUCAGUGUGGAGACGUGACUUGUGAAUUACUUGACCUCACAUUUGGGAUGGAGUGAAAUUUUGUUUUUCUCUUCUGACGAGUGUUUUUUUUUUUUUUUUGAAGGCCGGGGUUGUGUUUUUAAAGCAUUUAGAAAAUAUUGUCCUUUGAAGGUUGGAACACUCUUUGCUAGUAACUGUGUUGUGAGGGCUCACUGACUGCCAGCAGCUAUCCUGACUUGUCAGAGAUCUUAAUGUAACCCUUUUUGGGGUGAAAAAAGCACUUUUCAUUCCACAAUGUCUGCUGAACUCCCUUAAUGGACAAGUACUAUGCAUAUUGAGCCGUGGUUUCUAGAAAUGACUGAUCCGCUUUCAACACUCAGUAUCUCAUGAGGACAAGUGACCUGCUGUUGAGUUUUGCACUCAGAUAUGGAGUUGGAGUGAUUGCAACACACAAGGACAUUUUCAUGGACAAACGGAACCCAUUUUAUAUGCCAAGAACUCAUUCAUUGAUGGUGAAGCUGUUGGUUGUGUUCACAUUGGCUUCUUAUAAGUGUAAUUAAAUGCAUUUGGGAAGGUCUUUUUUAUCAUAACAUCUUGAAUGAAUGAAGGGUGGUGGUGGUAUUUAUUCAUGUUGAACCAACUUCAGAUCAUGUGUGUCCUUGUUCUUUUUGGGGAGGGAUUGUCAUCAUGAGCACACCAACUUUUGAAUGCCUGAAUCUGUACUCAUCUGUACAAGUUUUAAAUUGAAAGACAUUAUCUAUGAUA
Messenger RNA from Engraulis encrasicolus (European anchovy), 4668 nucleotides. It is a transcript of the gene trabd, whose product is annotated as TraB domain containing. The record is from RefSeq and is a predicted model, not a curated record. Lineage: Eukaryota; Metazoa; Chordata; Actinopteri; Clupeiformes; Engraulidae. Bases 235 to 1323 code for a protein of 362 amino acids. The transcript has 10 exons.